This is a messenger RNA of Sphaeroforma arctica JP610, 499 nucleotides long. RefSeq lists its product as hypothetical. Bases 140 to 499 code for a protein of 119 amino acids. NCBI's taxonomy places the organism in Eukaryota, Ichthyosporea, Ichthyophonida. The transcript has 2 exons. The record is from RefSeq and is a predicted model, not a curated record.
AUUUUUAAAUAUACCUUCUGAUGCGGAUCGUAUCAGCUGCUCAGUCGCGAGUCGUUCUUCUCUGACAGCGUUGGUGCAUUACAUUGGAAAGUUCUAGCAUUUGAGGAAACCCUUAUUCUUGUAUACAUUCAGCGACACCAUGGGUGCUAUACAAAAUUUCCUUGUCUAUAGUAUAACUGUCGUAUCUGUUCUUGCAGGCGACGAUGAUCUGCGUGACGGAGACAGUCGCCUAAAAUUUGCCAUCGGAUCAUCUUCGUCGUACGAGGAAAGUCGAAAGAAAGAUUACGACGAAGGGGUCAAUAACUCAUCCCACGAGAGGGAUGAUGAUGAUGACGAGAAUGAGAGCGGAGUGAUACUCCUCGCAGCAGUCGUUGCUAUCAGUGUGGUGGCACUCGUACUGUUCGGUGUGGUUCUGUGGUUUUGCGCUAAGAGACGCAGACAGAGGCGGCAGCAAACCAUGGAUACCGAGAUUAAUAAGAAACAGAAAAACAGAAGGUAA